AUGACCUGGAUUCUGGUGCUCUGGGCCUCACAGCUGGUUGUGGAGCUUGUUGGAGGCAUGUAUGUCUACGAGGUACGAGCACGAAACCUGACCUGCUUCCAGUGCGUCAACGUUCAACGGGAAACCCAGUGUUGGCCUACAGAAUGCGAGCCCAAGGAAAAAUUCUGCGUGAGCAAAGAAGUUCUCCUUUACACGAGUAUAAACGGAAAAACCCUGAUCAGCAAGCGCUGUGCCACCACUUGUCCCAGCUCCAGUGAUUUCAAUUCAUAUUCAUUUAGCAGUAUUCAGGACAAGGUCAUCAGAAGAUGCUGUUCCACAGAUCUCUGCAACAGAGCAUCUGGGAGUUGGGAGGGGUUCUGGUCCUUACCAGGGAGGCUCCUCCUGUCAAUGGGUCUGGGUCACUUUUGCACCCUGUUGUGA
Messenger RNA from Mus pahari (shrew mouse), 420 nucleotides. RefSeq names its product lymphocyte antigen 6L-like. The record is from RefSeq and is a predicted model, not a curated record. Lineage: Eukaryota; Metazoa; Chordata; Mammalia; Rodentia; Muridae. The coding region runs from base 1 to 420 and encodes 139 amino acids. The transcript has 3 exons. Gene Ontology annotation, cellular component: plasma membrane.